ACCCAGAGGGAUGUGUGAUACCAGAGGAGUCCAGAGUGUGCUGGUCCAUCUAACAAGGUGCUGCCAGCUGCUACUCUUCUGUCUAUGAUUUGUAAAACUGAACUUUAUUUAAAGUAAUGAAAGACAAGACUCGUGACUUAAAGCAGAGAUAAAAAAAACGGUCCGCUGGUCUCAUUUGGGGUCGGGUGUGUUCGAAGUAACUGGUUAAUUAAAAUCAGCCGGUAGUCCCGGUUAGAUCUGCCGGGAAGCCACAAGUCACCAGGUACACCUGUCCAACAUGUACAGCCUGAUGGACCACGAGCUGAAGCCUGCGGGACAGAACCACCAAAACUCUACGGGGAUGUCACCGAUCACCGGGGCCAACUCUCACCAGAAAKCAGCCUGCCCGCCGGGAACCGACCCCAUGGACAAAGUCAAAAGGCCCAUGAACGCGUUCAUGGUCUGGUCRAGGGGUCAGAGACGGAAGAUGGCUCAGGAGAACCCCAAAAUGCACAACUCUGAGAUCAGUAAGCGACUGGGGGCUGAGUGGAAACUGCUGACGGACUCGGAGAAGAGACCCUUCAUUGAUGAGGCCAAGAGGCUCCGGGCGGUCCACAUGAAGGAGUACCCGGACUACAAGUACAAACCUCGGCGGAAGACCAAACCCCUGAUGAAGAAGGACCCCCAGGUGGGCAAGUAUCCGCUGUCAGCGGCCGGGAACCUGGCGGCCGGCAGCCCCAGGAUGGAGGCUUACAGCUGGGCCUCCCCUGGACCUUACACCGGCAUGCAGACCGAGGGACUCAGCUACAGCCAGCAGCUGCACCGGUACGAGCUGCCCACCCUGCAGUACCCGUCCGCCAUGACGGGAGCACAGACCUACAUGACCGGAGCCAACUCCUACAGUCCAAUGUCGUACAGCAACAGUCCACAGCAGCUGAGCCCGGUCACCGUGUCCCACUCCCCCUCAGCAGGGACGCCAAACCACCACCGAGGAGCUCUGCAGGGGGAUCUCAGGGACAUGAUCAGCAUGUACAUUCCUGGACCAGGAGGGGAUUCCUCUGACCCUGCAACUGCACAGAGGAGCUACGCCAGUGUCCAGCAGCACUACCUCACUGGAACCGUCCCACUCACACACAUCUAGGACUGCAGUGGGAUUCUGGAGGUGGGCUGGGGUGUGAAGGAGCUGACAUGAGAAUCAGGUGGGAAAUGCAGCAGGGUCACAUGAUGUUGGAAAAUCUUCAAGGGACAAAUCCUCAGAUUUGUUUGAUUUAUGAUUUGUUCCUCAUUGACCCGUACUAAAGGAGACUUCACUCUCAGGUUUGUGCUUGAUAGGAAAGGGAUUGGUUCUUCACUGGAUCCUGAACCACUGCAGUCACAAGCAGCCUUGAUUACAGACCUUUCAGUGCUUAGUCCAACUCAUUUCCUCUUGUGCACAUCUUGUUGAUCUGAGGAACAUCUUAAAACCAACAGACUAUGUAAUUCAAAGAACCAAGACAAACUACCUGAGGACUGCCGUUACCAUCUCAGCCUGUGGCUGCCUGAUCACCUGAAGUCUUCCAGAAAACAGCUUGUUUCUUCUGUAUCUGCUCUUUGAUUAUGAAGAUGAUUAUGAAUGGUGUCAACAAAUAAAAUGCACAACCUGGGAACUUUUUAAAA
Messenger RNA from Austrofundulus limnaeus, 1635 nucleotides. It is a transcript of the gene sox19b, whose product is annotated as SRY-box transcription factor 19b. Gene Ontology annotation, molecular function: DNA-binding transcription activator activity, RNA polymerase II-specific; RNA polymerase II cis-regulatory region sequence-specific DNA binding. Gene Ontology annotation, biological process: positive regulation of transcription by RNA polymerase II; negative regulation of transcription by RNA polymerase II; neuron differentiation. The coding region runs from base 278 to 1120 and encodes 280 amino acids. Lineage: Eukaryota; Metazoa; Chordata; Actinopteri; Cyprinodontiformes; Rivulidae. The transcript has 2 exons. Gene Ontology annotation, cellular component: nucleus. The record is from RefSeq and is a predicted model, not a curated record.